AUGGAUCGUUUCCUUGCAACCCUCAACAAACUCCAGGAUGUCUUCACCACAGCCGGAGUGUCCUCCAAGGAGAUAGACUUACCUCAGAUAGUCGUAGUAGGUUCCCAAUCUACUGGAAAGAGUUCUGUACUGGAGAACAUUGCCAAGCAGAAUUUCCUACCCCGGGGGAUGGGGAUAGUAACCAGACGACCUCUAGUCCUACAGAUGAUUCAAGCUGCCAGCAAGAAAGUUAUCUCUGGUAAAACACAUGAUACCUGGGCGCAGUUCUUACAUCAAGGAGAUAAAUUUUACACAAACAUGGACUCUAUACAAAAGGAGAUUAUUGAUGAUACAAACAAGAAAUGUGGGUCUAACAAGGGUAUCUCCAAUGAUCCAAUACACCUGAAGCUAUACUCUACCAGAAUCCCCUCUUUAACACUAGUAGAUCUCCCAGGUCUCACUAAGAUACCUGUGGGAGACCAGCCCAGGGACAUCGACCAGAGGAUUGAGAGUCUUGUUAGAUCUUACAUUGUCAAUGAGAACAGCAUAAUCCUAGCAGUGUCUGCAGGGAACGUUGAUAUUGCAAACUCAGACUCAUUGAAACUUGCAAGAGAGGUCGAUCCUACUGGAUCCCGCACAAUAGCUGUCAUAACUAAAUGUGACCUCAUGGAGAACAACGAUGAGUCAAGUGCUGUUCUAAACGGAACUUCUGUGGACGUGAAGCUGGGACUGAUCGGAGUUAUAAACAGAAACAACAAGCAGCUUACUGUGAAGACUCCUAUUGAGAAGAUCCUUGCUAUUGAAGAGAACUAUUUUCUGAGAUACUACCCUGGUAUAGCAGAUAGAAUGGAUGACACCCGUUCUUCCAAAAACUUUUCUCCACCUGGUCCACCUGUACCAUCUGUGGUAGAUGCUCCUAAGUCCAACCCUGUGAUGAGUCAUGAUAAUGGUCAUGAUGAAGCUCCUGAUAUUCUCUCCAAAGUUGAGCAUCUGAUGAGGGCAAACAACUCUGCCCUUCUGGAAUCAUUUCGUGAGGAAAUGCAUAGCAUUAUUGUCGACAAGCUUGCUCUAUGUGCUCCAGCCUCUGAACAUUUGCUGGAAGAGCAAGUUUCUAAUGUUAACAAAGAAAACUUGCAAUCCCGGUCUCCAAGUGCACUGUCCUCUUACAGCAAUUUUGCUGAAGCUCUUGUAGGUGGUGCUAGUUCUCCUCAGCCAAGUAAAGUGUCCGCUAACAUAAAUCAAAUUGGCAAGGAAAGUAAAGAGAUAUUGGUGCUAGAUAGUCCCCUUCCUUCUGCUGAUAUUUCAUCUGCUCCAGAUGUUCUAUCUGAGUUGCUCUAUGACACACGAUUGAUUGCUAUGAAAACUAGCCUACUAGAUUCACAUAAGAAGAUAACGCUAGUUUUUCCAUCUUCAUCUGAUAGGCUGAAGGCUAAAAGUCUUAUUGAAAACUCUGAUGUCAUUAAAUUACUUGGUUUUCACAUCACUCUCUCACAGAAAGCUCUCCCUAAGGUCACUGUGUCUAAUAUUCCCAGUCAGAUAUUCGAAACCAUUGAUCGCUCUGGUUUGCCCGCUGAAGAUUUCCGGUUACAGACUAAAAAAGCUCUUCUAGAUAUUAUUCCCUUGAAAAAUCCUGGACUUAAACACUUGCUAGAUAAUGAGCAUUUCUUUGAAAUUGUGUACAUAAAUGUUGGACUAAGAUUCUCAUCAAGUGUCUCCCAGAACUCCUUCCUCUGA
Molecule: messenger RNA, 1713 nt
Organism: Bolinopsis microptera
Lineage: Eukaryota; Metazoa; Ctenophora; Tentaculata; Lobata; Bolinopsidae
Exons: 3
Coding region: 1-1713 (570 amino acids)
Biological process (GO): mitochondrial fission
Cellular component (GO): membrane; mitochondrion; microtubule
Molecular function (GO): GTPase activity; microtubule binding; GTP binding
Source: RefSeq, a predicted model, not a curated record